Messenger RNA from Temnothorax curvispinosus, 3139 nucleotides. RefSeq names its product allatostatin-A receptor-like (gene AstA-R1). Gene Ontology annotation, cellular component: membrane. The record is from RefSeq and is a predicted model, not a curated record. Gene Ontology annotation, biological process: G protein-coupled receptor signaling pathway. The transcript has 5 exons. Lineage: Eukaryota; Metazoa; Arthropoda; Insecta; Hymenoptera; Formicidae. Gene Ontology annotation, molecular function: G protein-coupled receptor activity. Bases 1613 to 2695 code for a protein of 360 amino acids.
UUUCUAAAAUCCUCUGUCUAUAAAAUAAGUAUCUUUUUACCUUGUAUUAUAUGUACUUAAUUAUGUAUGUACUUUUUUGUGUGUAAGCAUCCCUAUUUCGGGACAUCGACACGCGUAGCAGAUGGCGCCGCGAAUUUCCCCCGUUUCGUUCGCGCGUAUAUCUAGCCCCAUCCAUUCCUGGCCGCGCCGCACUGUCGACCAUCGGAGAUCCUCAGUACAAAACCACCCCCGGAGCUAGCAGUGGUUUAUCGCCAGCUGGUGGGCGAUGGUACGCGGAUACAUCCCGCGACUCAGCCAAUACGCUACCAACGUCUUUAUCAAUCAACUUCGCUAGAAGUGCCAUUUUCAAUGGUGAAGCUAUUCUUCAAUUGAAGAGAUUUGUCGAAAGUGUCGAGGCGCGAAUUGCCAAACCGCGAAUUUUCAAUUUUGUUUUGCCGCGUUUUUCAGCGCCUCGUUUUAGCGAUCGAUGAUAGAAAACGAAUUUUUAAGAUUGUUUUCCAGACAGUGAGUGCGAACUUCAAUUCGUCAAUUCAACUUCUCAUUUGGCGGUAAGCGGCGAAUAUAUGAAACGCGAGGCGUGAUGCCUACUGCAAUUUAAAAACUCGAUUAUCGUAAUUUUGUGUUACUUUAACAUUCGUUCGAAAUAUUCAGUGCAAUUGUGGCUUACAGAGCUUUGAAUGUUUGAUGUAAAGUCGCUUCUUUAACGUGCGCCAACAUAUGAAACUGAAAACACAAGACAGUUAGAGACUAUUUUAAAUUGGCUCACAAUGUCGGUUGCCAAACGUUUAUUUUCAAUGAGAUAAAUGACACUCUAUCAAGGCGGAAUAUAAUGUACUUGUUACGAUCAUUUUAUUCGAAGAAGUUGGUCAGCGCACUUGCGGACGAAGUGCACGGCGUGAUUUGCGCGAACUUUAGUUUGUCAAGUUCAAUCGUGCGGCGGUAAACAAAUGUUGGAAAGUUUAUGACCCAAGUUAUAUAUUUAGAGAUCGAUUAUCGUAUCGCCGUGUUGAUCCGCUGCGUCGAUCGAAGUUCUUAGCGCGGCGUUCCUCAAUUUGGUUCGCGGCGUUCGAUAAAACGUCAAUAAGCAUCGCGCUGUUUACGCCUUCAUACGCAGCCAAAUGAAUAAAUGAAAUUAUUAUCAAGAUUAUUAUCGCGGGGGACCGAUACUUUAUGUGCAUUUUCAGUAAUUUAAACCGAAGACAGAAUUAAAAUAAAAUAUCGUAUUAUAAUAAUAUAUGUUAACGUUCUCUCAUGCGAAAAGUGGAGCUUUCGAUUCUUGAGGUUUUUCAGAAUUUGAAGAAAAAUUUGAAGUAAAGGAUAAUGCCGUAAAAAAAAAGGAACGACGAGCUAUGUACCGAAUCGACAAUUGCGAACACUCGAUGCUGUUCGGUAAGGAAAACGAGCUUCGCGAGAAGAAAGGAUAUUCUCGGUAUCCUCGGCACCGACAGAGGCCGCGAAUUCUCCUAAAGCGAUCCACGUUGACUUUAUUAUCGCUGUAAUAUAUAUCACCGCAGAGUUCCUAUUUCAUCCGACUCGGUUAAGCCGGCCUAAUCAAGUUGAACUGUAACGCGAACGAGAUCGCGGGUCGAUCGCGAGGACCACAGAUUCGAACAUGAGGCCGGAAGUGGCGAACGCGACUAACGCGAACGAUACGUUCCUCAACUGCAGCUCGCUUACCUCGCUCGCGGGCGAAGUCGGGGCCUGUAAGUCUUAUACCCAGGAAUUGGGGUUCGACUACGAAGUGGUGCACAGCAUCAUAAUUGUGGUGGUGCCAUUGUUCUUCGGUAUAAUCGGCAUUCUCGGUUUCGCCGGGAAUUUGCUCGUGGUCGUGGUCGUGGCUGCGAAUCCUGGAAUGAGGUCGACCACGAACAUCCUCAUUAUCAACCUCGCCGUCGCCGAUCUGCUGUUCGUUAUAUUUUGUAUACCGUUCACGGCCACCGACUUCGUCCUGCCGUACUGGCCGUUCGGCAACGUCUGGUGCAAGACCGUACAGUAUCUGAUCAUUGUCACCGCUUAUGCGAGCGUGUACACCCUGGUCCUCAUGAGUCUCGACAGAUAUCUAGCAGUGGUCCAUCCGAUCGCGUCCAUGUCGUGGAGGACGGAGAAUCACGCCAUCCAGGCGAUCUGCAUCAUGUGGGCGUUGAUCCUGGCAGUGUCCAUGCCCGCGAUCAUAAUUCACGGCGAGAAGCCGAACGGGCAGUCGGAAAAUCUGACGGUCUGCCGGUUCCUGAAUGAGCAGUACAACUGGACCGUCUUCCAGAUGACCUUCUUCCUGACGAGCUACGUGCUGCCGCUGGUGCUGAUAUGCAUCUUUUACAUGUCAAUGCUGAUCAGCCUGUGGCGGAGCGCGCGCGACAGCGCCGAGAGCCGACGCGGUAGGAGACGGGCCACCAGGCUCGUCUUCGUCGUCGUCGGCGUCUUCGCCGUCUGCUGGUGCCCCAUACAGGUGAUACUGGUGACCAAGUCCCUGGAGGUGUUUCCGCUUACCACGGCGAUGAUCAUGGUCCAGAUAGUGAGUCAUGUCCUCGCCUAUACUAAUAGCUGCAUUAAUCCUUUCCUCUACGCCUUCCUGAGCGAUCACUUCCGCAAAGCCUUCCGCAAGAUCAUUUAUUGCCGGCCGCGGGCGGAGGUGAACAAUCGGCUGGGACCACCGACGAAGACUACGAGAGCUACCAACUCCGGCAAUAAUCUUUAGACAUAAAUUCACCGAUGACGAUGAUUGGCAUCAAGCUGAUUGGCACGACCUUGCUCUCGCUCUCCCCCCCUGGUUUAAAGCGACGAAUACUUUACGGUCUAUAGAAUAUUCGAUGUUUGAUGUCACCUGGGCAAAUACAGCCGAGCGCAUGUUAUUCCCAAUCCUUUAAUCCUAAUCCCUCCAACUAUGCACUUUCGUGUCCCACGCAUUUCUAACGGUCGUUCGUUCCGGGAAACCAACGAUCGUGAGAUAAUCCCACCCCCCCAUCCCUAAAAAAAGUUGUUGCAGUAAUUAAGGAACAUCAGGAAGAAAUUUCAUAGCCAUAACUCAUUUGUUCUCGAAACGACAAACAAUCAAAAUCGCGUUGGGACACGAAAGUGCAUGGUUGGAGGAUUACGUCAGUGUUGUGUGUAAGUGAGAAAUGUAUUUUUGUGUAAAGGACAU